Corythoichthys intestinalis (scribbled pipefish) is the source of this 4072-nucleotide messenger RNA. RefSeq names its product transforming growth factor beta-1 proprotein-like. Lineage: Eukaryota; Metazoa; Chordata; Actinopteri; Syngnathiformes; Syngnathidae. Gene Ontology annotation, cellular component: extracellular region. Gene Ontology annotation, molecular function: transforming growth factor beta receptor binding; cytokine activity; growth factor activity. The coding region runs from base 748 to 1908 and encodes 386 amino acids. The transcript is spliced from 6 exons. Gene Ontology annotation, biological process: transforming growth factor beta receptor signaling pathway; regulation of cell population proliferation. The record is from RefSeq and is a predicted model, not a curated record.
AAAGUUAGCUGAGCUCACAAGAACCCACAAAUCACUUUGUCACCAGCAAGCUGUGACAAGCAGAGGCAAAAAGUUAAAAAAGAAAAAGAGGCGUGUAGAAGGGAGCUGUGUCACAGGGAGGCGGAGAUGCAACAAAACUGAGGUGGAAAGAAAACUCAUGGAUAGAGUGGGGACUCGGAUGGACCGCCAGUGCUGCUGCUGAGUCUGGAGGAGAAGGUCUAGAGGAGAAGGUGUGUCAAAUUUCUGAACAUUUUUAGCCUUUACAACAGAGGAUGGACAUGAAAAGUUUCUGCGGGUCACGUGCCGCUGGUUCUCAAAAAGGGAGAUCACUUUCAUAAUGGCUUCAACGUCAGCUUGUGAGUGACUUUUAAAAUAUACUUCACUGUUUGUUUCGGGUCUCCGAGUUCAGCCUGAUCGGACGUGACUGUCUGUUGAAUAGUCCCGAGUGUCGUGUUAACAUGUGUUGAACAGCAGAGGAAGUGGUGUUUUUGCUUGGCUGAGUGUGUCAAAAAAUGUAAAGAGAAACUGCCUUGCUGAGUCAGGGGCUUCCAGUAGCCCGCCCUCCAGAGGACCCAAAUGUUAGGAGCUAUUCAGUCCUGAACCUCCGAGACUCUUCACACUGCUUUAAUUGUUCUACCCGAACGUAAACACUUGGCGUCACUCGCACCUUUCCGCCGGUGAUUCACCUUAUCCGAGGCCAGCCGGGAGAGAAGCGAGGAGGCCCAGGCACAUCUCCAGCUGCGAGCCAUGAAGCUGGCCCUGCUGAUCGCUGUGGCCGUCUACGCAGUGGCCCGGGGGAGCAGCAUGUCCACAUGCAAAACUCUAGACUUGGAGAUGGUGAAGAAAAAGCGCAUCGAGGCCAUCAGGAGUCAGAUCCUCAGCAAGCUGCGUCUGCCCAAGGAGCCUGAAAAGGACCAGGAGGGAGACGAAGAGGGGAUCCCUUCCACGCUGAUGUCGCUUUACAACAGCACCACAGAGAUGCUGAAGGAACAGCAAGCCCAGGAAGAGACGUACAUCUCCAGCGAGCAAGAAGAGGAAGAGUACUUUGCUAAGGUGCUGCACAAGUUCAACAUGACCAGGAAAAACUACUCAGAGACUACCAAGAACUCCAAAAACGUCUCACUAUCCUUCAACAUUGCCGAGAUCCGGGCAAGCGUGGGUAACUCCCGCUUGCUGACCACCGCCGAGUUGCGGAUGCUCAUCAAGAAUCCAUCCAUACAAAGCGAGCAGAGGGUGGAACUGUACCGCGGCGUGGGCUCGUCGGCCCGAUACUUGGCAUCCCGCUUUAUCACCAACCAGUUGAAGGACAAGUGGCUCUCCUUUGACGUAACCGAGACCUUACAGGACUGGAUCCAAGGAAAUGAGGACGAGCAGGGAUUCGAACUCCGGCUUUUCUGUGAAUGCAGCCAGAGGAGCGCCGAUGCCGCUUUUAGCUUCUCCAUCUCCGGGAUUGAAAGCGAUCGGAGCGACGUCGGGGUAUUAAAGCAGAUGACCCAGCAGCCGCCCUUCAUCUUGACCAGGUCCAUCCCAGUCAGUGCCAGUGGCCAGCUCAGUUCAAGGAAAAGACGCUCCACGGACACGCGUGACACCUGCACUGCCCAGACAGAGACCUGUUGUGUAAGGAGCCUGUACAUCGACUUCAGGAAAGACCUGGGCUGGAAGUGGAUCCACCGGCCAACCGGUUACCAUGCCAACUACUGCAUGGGUUCCUGCACAUACAUCUGGAAUGCUGAGAACAAAUACUCUCAGAUUCUGGCCCUUUACAAGCACCAUAACCCCGGCGCGUCAGCCCAGCCCUGUUGUGUCCCCCAGGCACUGGAACCCCUUCCAAUUCUCUACUACGUCGGCAGGCAACACAAGGUGGAGCAGCUGUCCAACAUGAUUGUUAAGUCGUGUAAGUGUAGCUAAAAGAUGACAAGACUUGGGAAGUACAUGGAAGAAUCCCACUUUAGGAACACUGUUGGUGAAGAGGAAACGCAAGGAGGAAUGCUUGGAAGUCACCCAUGGUUGACUUGGAAUCAAACCUUGAUUCUCCUUCCGUUGAUUAUAUUGUACCUGUAUAUACAUUUUUUCCAAGCAUAUUGACUUUUUAAAAGGAUUAAUUUAUUUUGGGACUGACACAUCGGGGGACUGAAAUGGUGGUGUUGAUUGGACAAUGGAUGUCCGCCAUUGCGUUCAUGUUGCUGAAGGCAUGGAAAACAGCUGCUGUUGGGGUUUUCCCAUGGGACAUUGCAGCAGGUGUGUUUACAAAGGACAGCAGGGACGCUUCGCCUCGCGGAAACUCCCUCCAACUGAGGGUUUUACUUAGCUUUUUCAAAAACCGUGUCAAGUGUUUAAAGUGUUUUCAUGUUGAUCUUUGAAUGAAUGUCUGCUUAUCAAAAUGAGGCUUUUUCAUUCUCUCAGAAAUUUGCCACCAUAGUCAGUUUCCAUUUUCAGUUUUCUUUUUUGCACUAUAGUAAACUCCAGUUUCGGAGUAAGGUUCGGUCCCCAAUAUGCGAGUAAUUGCCCUGAAGAAUGUUUAGAACAGACUAUAAAAAUAGUUCAAACAGCAAAUAAACUACGAGCUAGGACAUAAACACUUUUAUAUAAUUUCAGACAUGUUUUAAUUCAAUUCAAUUCAAUUUUAUUUGUAUAGCCCUGGAUCACAACAACGUUGUCUCAAAGGGCUUUGCAGAGGCAAUAUGAUACACAAUCAGAAACAGCAAAUGAAGCAACAAAGAUGACAAAAUAAAUUCAAUUCCUGGGUAUCCCCCAUCCUUAGACCCUCCAUGUCGGCAAGGAAAAACUCCAAAAACUCCAGAGUCUUCGGGAGAAAAUAAGAAACCUUGGGGAGUACCACAGUCAGGAGAGAUCAACUCCCAGGACGGAUAGACAGGAAGCCCCAGGACCGCUAAAGGGAAUUAGCAGGCAAAGUUACAGUCCGUAAAGAUGCAGUGGAGUAAAGGAACAAGAAGAGGUCCAUCUAGCCAGAUGAGACGGGGGUAGCAACAAGGACGUCCAUCAUGCUUGGGGUCCGGACAGUCAGGAGGCUGCAGCUGAAAAAUAGCCUCUCCCCAGAGGGGAGGGGGAAAAGGGGACACCGGGUGACUAGUGAUGAAGAGACUAGACAACAAGACAUUAACAUUGGAAAAUAGAAAUAAAGUAAGAUAAGUGGUAGGUAGAGUGAGAAAAAGGAGAUAGAACUCAGUGGCUGUACUUCCCCCAGCUUUAUAGCUUCUAGUGCAGCUUUGACUAAACUUUGAGUCUACUCUGACUUCAACUAGCCUGACCAUAAGCUUUGUUGAAUAGGAACGUUUUUAAUCUAAUCUUAAAUGUGCAGAUUGUCUCGGCUUCUUGAACAUUAGCUGGAAGCUGAUUCCAUAAAACGGGCUUGGUGGCUAAAGGCUCUAGCUCCGACAGUACUUUUAGAAACCCUGGGAACUACCAGUAGACCUGCAUUCUGAGAGCGGAGUGUUCUGUUGGGGCGGUAUGGAACCAGAGCAUCGGUGAGAUAAGAUGGCCCAACCCAUUAAUGAUCUUAAAGUAGGUGGAUGGCGAGAUAGUGUAAAGCGCCUUGAGCGCCUUGAAAGGUGGAAAAGCGCUAUAUAAGUAUAACACCAUUUACCAUUUAAAUGUAAGAAGGAGGAUUUUAAAUUUAAUUUUAAACUCGACUGGAAGCCUUUUAUCGCAUUACACUUUAAAAUGAAUGGGUUGCAGAGGAAUAUACGCAACAUUCAGUACAAAAGAGUCCCAUGUACUAAAACCCCAGGUGACAUUACUCUCCUUAAUCUACAAAAUAGAUGUAAAAACCGUCAAGAUGUAUCUAUUUAACGUAUUUUGAAAGUAAUUACUUCUUUCCAAGUGGUCAGUAAUUUUGCACCAUCUAAUGGCCAUCCUAGUGCAUUAAAGAGCAUAAAAUAAAGGCUCAAGUAAAAGGGCCAAGAACAAACUACAAAUUGAUGGGGUUCACUGUAUUCACUUCCUGCAAAGUCAAGUGUUUUAGGAAUGAAGCAAACAUGUUUUAUACUGCACUUAAUUUUCUGAUAUUGUAGAUACAACAACAAAAAAGAAAUAAAAACUUAUGUUUAAUGUG